AUGUCCGAAGCCCUUGAUGUAUACCGCGAACAUAUACCGGAUGAUCUAUUCGAAGGGUUACAAAGCAUCAGGAUACACACAGCCCAGGACUUCUUAUUUGCAUCAAUGCCUGUUCUCUUCCAUCGGCUACCUGCUGGGUGUACCACUCUACAUGAACUUAACGAGAUUCACGCACAUGUCCUCGGUCUCUGCGGCGCACAAGGGAUAUCAGGGGACAUUCUAUACGAGAUGGAGACGACGGAGAACUCUGAGAUCUUUCGUGUGACUUCCCCUGUCACUCAGUUGAAUGAUCUUGUCGGAGGCGACUUCGGAGGCUCGGGUCGCGGCAAGGUAUUGGAGAUAUCGGGCGACACGGGCUCUGGAAAGACCGCUUUGGCGCUACACCUGGUUCUACUCUACUUGUGCUCGCGUGAAGACGUAUCGGCACUAUGGCUCGACUCUGUGGGUGACUUCUCUGUCGAAAGACCUAGCUCUCUCCUAACUCAAUACGAGGGCCCAGCGAAGUCGAGUGUUCUCGAUAGACUGCGGGUGGCAUUGGCCUUUGAACCGGACGCGGCAUAUCCGAUCCUGGCAGAACUUCACAACACCCUUACUAUGGGCACAGACCCUUGUCCACGCGUACUUGUUGUCGACACAAUCUCGGCCCUCCUUGGGCCUCAUCUUUCUGCGACAUCUUCGGAGGGUCACGCCAUGAUGGCUGACUUGAUGCGAACGUUGCGUACCAUCGCCAACGCGCAUGGUCUUUGCAUCUUGGUGCUCAACAACAGUACCAAGUGCUUACCAUAUAACGAGGAGUCGAACUUCAAGACCACGCUUCGCAAACCACAGUUGGGUCCUUCGUUCACAUUCCUGACGGACGCGACUCUCUGGCUCGACAAGCUCUACCCAGAUGCGGAGACGGCCGCGCUUGAAUCCGAGGGUCGAGAAGGCGAAUUGAGAGUAGCGGAGGUAUUCCGGUCGCGGAUCUCACCCUCAGGAACGUAUUGCUUAUUCCGCAUGCGAGGCGGUCACAUCUCAGCUUACGAAACUCCAGCCCGACAUGAUGAUGCAGAAAUCGUUUAA
Messenger RNA from Peniophora sp. CBMAI 1063, 1062 nucleotides. The record is from the annotation of a GenBank genome assembly. Lineage: Eukaryota; Fungi; Basidiomycota; Agaricomycetes; Russulales; Peniophoraceae.